AUGAUUAAUACACUAAACACCGACACAGCAAAAGAUGAUGGGGCCCAGCAACCGAUGAAUUGCGGUGAAUCAGAAAAAAGUAAACGCGUUUCAAGCGCUGUGCAGUUUCUUCACGACUCUCGUGUGAAGUUCACGCCAGCAGCAAAUAAGAUAAAGUUUUUAAAGACGAAGGGCCUCACCGCAGAGGAGAUCUGCGAGGCCUUUGAGAAGGCAGGGCAAACAACCUCACUGGAUGAAAUCAAAAAGGCAAUGCAUGCCCCAUCGUUUGGGCGGACUAGGCCGGCGGUAGUAAACUCAGCUCCAGCGUCAGGGAAUGGGGGAAGCGAGGCAGGCUAUGCGCUGCGGCAGAAUCCCAUGCCAACCUACGCUGGACCGCUUUAUGCACCACAGCCACCACCUUUUCCCCCCAUGCCUCAAGAGUCAAAGGGAAUCGACUGGAGGGAUGUUGUUAUUGGUGUGGGCGCUGCAUUACUUGGUGGCAUUGGCGCCUUUAAGGCAUUUCAAACUUACUCCCCGUAUGAAAUUCGACGCAAAGAUGAGAGCGCCAAUCAGGGAGCGCGAGGUGAAGUGCGGCGGCGGGGCAAGAGGGACGAAGAGCAUGCGUCAUCCAACAGGGAAGCGGGGUAUCCGGUAUCCCCUUUCCGCAGCGUGGCAGCCAGCCCACCUGCAACACUCCCACCGCUGCCCGCCACCACGCCGACAGCGGCGGCAAACACGCCUGCUGAGACAACUGAAGGAGAUGCCCGGGACCUUCAGACGGAAUUGAAAGAAACCCAAGAGGCUCUGGAAAAGGAAAAGAAGAGCAAAGCAGAGCUUUCACUUACAUGUGGCAAGCUACGAGCGCAGCUUAACAACUCUUUGAGGAAGAACGAAAAACUGGAAUUGAGGGUUAAAACUCUCCAAGAAGAACUUGACAAGGCGCAGGACGUGGCAAGCAGCCAGAAGGAACCGUGUGAGACUGUCACUAGUGUUGCGGAUAAUGUGCCAGACCCUCAACAGGAUAUUGAUGUGCAACCCAAUGACCCACUUCUUUCGCCUCCCGGAGUUCCAACGGACACUGUAGACUCUGCUCCACCUGAGCCGAAGGAAGUGCCCGUGACAACAGUCACUGAGGGCGUUGAGGGGGAGGUAACAUUGUGA
Messenger RNA from Trypanosoma rangeli, 1140 nucleotides. Its product is annotated as peroxin 14. Gene Ontology annotation, cellular component: peroxisomal membrane; peroxisomal importomer complex. The transcript has a single exon. Gene Ontology annotation, molecular function: signaling receptor binding. The record is from RefSeq and is a predicted model, not a curated record. Bases 1 to 1140 code for a protein of 379 amino acids. Gene Ontology annotation, biological process: protein import into peroxisome matrix, docking. NCBI's taxonomy places the organism in Eukaryota, Euglenozoa, Kinetoplastea, Trypanosomatida, Trypanosomatidae.